Messenger RNA from Rubroshorea leprosula, 837 nucleotides. Lineage: Eukaryota; Viridiplantae; Streptophyta; Magnoliopsida; Malvales; Dipterocarpaceae. The record is from the annotation of a GenBank genome assembly.
AAAAUAUUAUCUAUAUUUAAACCCCAUGCCUCUCCACUUUCUCCUCCACAUUUGAACAUGGCCAACCCAAAACACUCACCCUCCGUCCUUGUUCUCUUUUUAGUGCUCCUCCUCCUCUCCAUCGCUGCCAGCGUCGCCAACUCCGACGUCUUUUCCAAAAGCCUCUCUCCUUCUGCACUCGAACUCAAGCACGAGAAACUCACCCACCUCCACUUUUACUUCCAAGACAUACUCUCCGGCAAAAUCCCCACAGCCAUCCGUGUCGCUCAAGCACCAACUACUAACACCUCCUCCACCUUCUUCGGCGCCGUGAAUAUUAUAGACGACCCUUUGACCGUUACUCCCAACAUCAACUCCACCCUUGUAGGAAGAGCUCAAGGGCUUUAUGCAUUGUCGUCGCAAGAGGAAGCUUCCUUGAUGAUGGUAAUGACCUUUUCCUUCUUGGAAGGGAAAUACAAUGGGAGUACUGUAAGUGUGUUGGGGCGGAACCCGCCGUUUAACAAGGUGAGGGAGAUGCCGAUUGUCGGCGGCAGCGGGAUUUUCCGGUUUGCUCGUGGGUAUGCUCAGGCGAGGACUAAUACCUUUAAUCUCACUACCGGGGACGCUUGCAUUGAAUAUAAUGUUUAUGUUCUCCAUUACUGAUUAAUUUAUUUACUUUGACGGUUUCAUUGUUGCUUUUGGUCUGUUGGCUUUGUGUAUGCUUGCAUUUUACUGCUUUGGUUUUAAUCUUUGGGAAUAAUGAUGAUGCAAUAAAAUAUGAGAAAUGUUUUGUCCAAUUUCAUUUGGUUAGCUCAUUCACAAGGAGCUUUGUUCAUUAAAGAAAUGAUCUUACUGUCA